CUCCGAAAGUAUAGCGACAGUAAAUUUAUCCGCAGAUUCCGGGUUUCCAAGGACACAUUUCGUUGGCUAGUAGAUUUCUUAGCCCCGGAUUUGAUGCCACUAAAGGAGAGUAAUCAUGCUCUGAACCCGGAGCAGCAGGUGCUGGUUGCCAUGCGCUUUUAUGCCAGGGCAUCAUUCCAAAUGGACAUUGGUGAUAUGUGUGGCGUAUCCCAGGCAACUGUCUGCAGGGUGGUUCAUCGCGUUUCCUCUGCUAUUUGUGCCAGACGUCAGCAAUUCAUUCACUUUCCAACCACACCGGAAGAAAGGAGAACUAUUGCCGAAGGCUUCUAUGAGAUUGCCCAAUUCCCUGGGGUCGUUGGUGCUAUAGACGGUUCCCAUGUUGCUAUAGUUAAUCCUGGUGGGGAGCGUGCGGCCCAUUUUAUCAAUCGUAAAGGUUGGUAUAGUAUCAACUGCCAGGGUGUUGUGGACCAUCAACUUCUUUUCACUAACAUUGUUGCCAGAUUGUACGGUUCGGCACAUGACUCGCGGAUAUUUCAAGAAUCACAACUAUUCCGUAAAUUUCAAGCAGGGGAAUACAGAGGCAUUUUGCUAGGGGAUCCGGCCUACACUUGCAGCACGUUCAUGCUUACCCCGGUUCGCAACCCAACAACACCAGAGGAGAACCGUUACAACAAUGCCCAACGACGUACCCGGGGAGUGGUUGAACGAGCAUUCGGGAUUUGGAAAAAGAGAUUUCCCUGCGUCUCCAAGGGAAUGCAUCUGAGGUGUUCAUUGGAUCACAACAUGGCAAUAAUAGUUGCGACCACCUGCUUACAUAAUCUCGCCACACGAAUGAAUGAUCCUGUACCGGAGCCAGAAGCUGACCUUCCUCGACGUGAAAUCGGUGAACCAGAACGACCCAUCAACCCGGCUGAAAUAAGACAAGGCUUCGGUCGUCUUCUGUAAUGCUGAACUUGUCGGCUGUCUCGGAGCGACGGCUCUCUGCUGAUGUGUGGCAACGA
Molecule: messenger RNA, 1001 nt
Organism: Lineus longissimus
Lineage: Eukaryota; Metazoa; Nemertea; Pilidiophora; Heteronemertea; Lineidae
Product: putative nuclease HARBI1
Exons: 3
Coding region: 94-945 (283 amino acids)
Source: RefSeq, a predicted model, not a curated record